AUCUUAAGGGAAAGUGGCAGAAAGUAGUGUAAUUUUUAUUACGAGGGUCCGUGCUUUGUUUUUGACGGUGUUUACAAUUUUUGAAUUUAUAUUUAAUAAUAAUUGAAUAGAAGCAGGUGAACUAAUUUCAUUGAUUUAUCGUAGCUCGAUAAGAUAAUCUAUUCCAGCCUUCACUCGGUGCUACAUUUCUUUAAAACCUUGUGCGGCAAUCAAGUUCCCGAAUAAGUUUCGUCCAUUCAUUCAACAUAUCAUUUUCAGUAGUUAAAGAUUGUAUGAUUUGAACGGUGGUCGUAGCUCUCGUUUCGUCACAAGUGGCUAACAUGGCUAAGUUUAUAUUGCAAGAAACUUUUAAUGAUGCAGUCAAAGAGAAUAUCGUGGAAUUUUCAAUGAGUCCAGACGAAGCCAGGGAGGAAACUGUAAAACAAUUUGAAGCUCAGGGAGUCAAUUUGGGCAACAUUAUAAAGGAUCUAACUUUCAAUGGCGAAACUGGUCAGCCAAUACUUAAGGAAGCAUUAGAUAGGCUGAAAGGACAUAUAUCAACCGAAAGUCCACUCGAAACUCCAGUCUUGAUAAACAAUUUAGAAAUCCUUGAAUCGGAAUGUAAUAAGUCCGUGCCACACCGUGUAUUGGCAGGCAAAUUAGCAGCCCAUGAAGUCUUAAUUUCAAUACUUGAAAAGGAAAUAUCAAAACCUGACUUAAAUACGGAUUUACUACACAAAGCAUUAGUAGCCGCAAUCGCGUUAACCAACCAUCAGCCAGAUAUAUUCGAUGCCGAAGACUUGGCAAUUGCAAUAAAAAUACUCGAAACACAAAAGGAUCCAAUUCUAAUUCGUGAUGUUCUGCAAUGGCUUGCCAAAUGUUGUAUUAUGCACGAAAUGAACAGACAAAGUAUAGUAGGGGCUGAUGUUAUAGACAAAUUGAAGCCGUUGAUCCGACUGAAAAAUGCCGAGAUUUUACGUGAUGUUUGUACCGUAUUUCGAUGUCUUGUUCUAGACGAUGACAUUCGGGUUGAAUUUGGACAUGCCCAUGAACAUGGAAAACUCUUAGCCAAUGCAGUUCUGAUAGAUCUCACAAAACUUCUUUCAGAGUACGAAGAUAAGAACGUUAUCUGUGAUAUACUUCUGACUAUUGCCAGUUUGAUUGUUCGACAUGAGUUUUGUGUAAUGGUUGAAGAUGCUGGAGGUUUGACAUUUGCCCUGGAUUUAUUGAAAAAGUACCCCGAAUCCUUGAAGGUUUGCGGAGAAUCUCUCAAGUUCCUUCGAGCUUUAGCAGGACACGAUGGUGUUAAGCACCAUAUUGUGCAACAAGGGGCUGCUCCGUUAAUACACAAUGUGCUUAACAUACACAAGAAAAACGAGACUCUUGCUAAAGUUGCGCUAAUUUGCGUUUCCACCCUUACAUUAAGAGUGAAGGAGAACAGCUUAGCAUUCUUCGAAACAGCUAUUCCGGAAACAAUUGUUGAGACAAUGAAAAUUCAUGCCAACAGCAAAAUUGUUCAGCGAAAUGCAGCUUGGGCUAUUCGGAACAUGGUGUCUAGGUGUCGAGACCAAUGCGAGUCAUUCCUAAGUUGUGGUGCCGAAGACUUACUCAAUGCUGCCAUGACUGCGCACCCAACAAUUCAACAAGACUUGAAAUCAGCUCUACGUGAUUUAGGCUGCAAAGUCGAUUUGAAGGAAGAAUGGACCGGCACGGCAAAGAUAAAGAUCGCGAAUUAGAAGAAGAGAACGCAGAUUGGAAGGUUGGAAAUUCAAUGAAUAUCAAUUGCGACGUAUGCUUGGCUUUUGAAGCGCGCUUUCUUUGAUUUGUACUGUUAGAAGUUAAUAUUAUUUAUAACCGACUGAUGUUUUUAAUAUUCACGAGGAAAUACAAGAAGAUAUAAUUCGCGGUGUCCAUCGUUUGGUUGUAAUGCAAGACUAGUCUUCGUGUUGACCUUUGAAACAUUUUUAUGCAAAAAAAUACGAAGAUGGUGAAAAAAAUUGGUAACUUACGCCAAAAACUAGAUAACAGCCUUGAGCUUACCCACAAUACGGAUCGAGAUGGGUGCAUCGCAGCGUCCUAUAAAACCUGGAUCAAUUUUCCAUGUUUUUAUCCUCAAUUUUCCAGUAAUAUUGCGUGAUACUAAUGAUCAAAAAAAUAUAUAUGUUAUCGGAAGUAAUAUAUUAGUCUUAGUCCAGCAAUAUGCUAACAUUUUCAUACUUAAUUGAUAUCAAUGAAAAAAAUAGAUAUUAAUACAUUUUCACUAUU
Molecule: messenger RNA, 2244 nt
Organism: Hermetia illucens (black soldier fly)
Lineage: Eukaryota; Metazoa; Arthropoda; Insecta; Diptera; Stratiomyidae
Product: armadillo repeat-containing protein 6 homolog
Exons: 10
Coding region: 321-1715 (464 amino acids)
Biological process (GO): hematopoietic progenitor cell differentiation
Molecular function (GO): protein binding
Source: RefSeq, a predicted model, not a curated record